AUGGCCGCCCCCGCCACCCAGCAGUUCCAUUUUCCCUCCCCCCUCGCAGACACCUCGGAUGCUAUGGCACUCGACUCCGACUCAAGCGACAACAAUAGCGGCGCUUCCGAUCGUCCUGCCCCUGCCGCCGUCGUCCUCCCCCAUCAGCCACAGCCGUCCGCCAACGACUCCGAUGCCGAUGCGGACGACAUGGACGCAGACGCUGAGGGCGAAGACGCAGAUGGUGACCCUGACUAUGCGUUCGAGGGCGACGUCGAACCUCCCGUCGAUCCCUACGCUGCACCCAGUGGUUCGAGGCUAUCAAGCAAGGGAUACGAUGACGAGUCCGACGAUGGCUCCUUCGCUGAUGAAGAAUACAGCAAGAAAAAACCCGCUAAAAAGAAGAAACCGUCGAAGCCGAGAGUCUCUGCCUCUAAAACUCCUGCCCCAGCACCACCCCGGCAGGUCGAUUCAGACUCAGACUCUGAAUAUGGGGCACGGUCAAAGAAAAAGAAGAAGCCCCGUAUUCCUGAUGACAGCAUUCGCAUGUCGAGCAGAGGUGUGAAGGUCCCAAAUUACGUUGAUGACGUCGAGAACUUCGAAGAGUUCGAAGAAGACGAGGACAAUGCCUACUAUGCUGUAGAUCCAGGUGCUCAAUACGAAGAAGAGCACGAGAUCGAAGGUGUUUUCUACCAUGCUCGCGAUGAAGACCACAAGGAUGACCCGGAGGAUCUUUGGCAUGAGAACAUCCGGUAUCACAUCAAAUGGAAAGGCUUCUCUCAUCUGCACAACACAGAUGAGAAUUAUGAAUUCCUUAAGCGCUUCCGUGGCCUGAAACGCGUGGACAAUUACAUCAAAGCCUACAAGCAGUACCAGGCACGCUUGGACGACCCAACUCUCAGCCGAGAAGACACAGAAGCUCUUAUGCUAGACAAAGAACGUGAAAGGCAAGACCUUGAGACUUUUAAGACUGUCGAACGUGUGGUGGCGAUGCGCGAUGCCCCCGGUGACGUCGAAUACUUCUGCAAAUGGCAGGGCCUCUCCUAUGAAUUCUGCACCUGGGAGAGUGCCGAGGAAAUUAAGGGUAUUGCGAAGGAACAAAUUGACUCCUUCAUGAAACGCGAGAAGGAUGGCAAAUUCCCAUACCGCAGUCAGCACUAUCCGAAAGACAAACGCCCCGAGUUCGUCAAAAUCAAGAAGGAUCCGGAUUAUGUCGAAGUGACUGGAGGAGAACUCAAAGACUUCCAGCUCACUGGGUUGAACUGGCUUGCGUAUCUUUGGAGCAAGGGUGAGAAUGGAAUUCUUGCCGAUGAGAUGGGACUUGGCAAGACGGUCCAAACAGUCGCGUUCCUCUCCUAUCUCUUCCAUCAGCAUAAUCAAUAUGGUCCAUUCCUUGUCAUAGUACCCCUUUCGACUAUCACUGCUUGGCAGAUGCAGUUCGCCGCGUGGGCACCUGACCUCAACGUCAUUUGCUACAUUGGCUCGAGUCGUUCUCGAGAAGUGAUUCGAAAUUACGAGGUCUAUGCGGAGCCAAGCAAGAGCAAGAAGGUCAAAAUGAAUGUGCUACUCACAACGUACGAGCUAAUUCUUCGCGACGCGGCGAUGCUUGGAGACAUUAAAUGGCAAGCACUGGCGGUCGACGAAGCACACCGUCUAAAGAACUCAGAAAGCCAGCUCUACGAAGCAUUGCGGACUUUCCAUGCUGCUUCAAAGCUGCUCAUUACCGGGACGCCACUGCAAAAUAACGUAAAGGAACUUCUGUCUCUUAUGCACUUCCUUAUGCCUGAGAAGUUUGCUUUGACAAAUGAAUUCGAUCUCGCGGACGCGGAUCAUGAGGCGAAGAUCAAGGAAUUACACAAACAACUUGAGUCGCUCAUGUUACGCCGUUUGAAGCGGGAUGUAGUCAAGAGCUUGCCAACAAAGAGUGAACGCAUCCUACGUGUCGAGAUGUCGGCUUUACAGACGCACUUCUAUAAGAACAUCCUUACAAAGAACUACCAAGGCUUGGUCAAGAGCGCGAAUGGCAACGGAAAUAUCAGUCUCUUAAACAUUGCGAUGGAGCUGAAGAAAGCCGCGAAUCAUCCUUACUUAUUCGAUGGUGCAGAGAACCGCUCCGACAAUCGUGAGGAGACACUGAAGGGACUCGUAAUGAGCAGUGGCAAGAUGGUCCUGCUCGACAAGCUACUUGCGAAGCUUAAGCAAGAUGGUCACCGUGUGCUCAUCUUCAGUCAGAUGGUUCGCAUGCUAGACAUACUGAGUGAUUACAUGUCACUUCGCGGCUAUACACAUCAGCGGCUCGACGGAACUGUCUCUUCGGAGGUCCGCAAGAAGUCAAUAGCACACUUCAAUGCUGAUGGAUCAUCCGACUUUGCGUUUUUGCUAUCGACGCGAGCGGGUGGUCUGGGUAUCAACCUGGAGACAGCUGACACUGUCAUCAUUUUUGAUAGCGACUGGAACCCGCAAAACGAUCUGCAAGCUAUGGCUCGCGCUCACCGAAUCGGACAGAAGUCGCACGUAAACGUGUAUCGGUUUGUUAGCAAGGACACGAUGGAAGAGGACGUUCUGGAACGAGCGAAGCGAAAGAUGGUCCUCGAAUAUGCUAUCAUUAAUCAAAUGGACACGUCCCAGGCGCACUUGAGUUCGAAGUCUGGUACACAAUCAAAGGAUACUACUAAGCCUGAUAACCUCAGCAAGGAUGAAUUAACGGCUGUGCUGAAGUAUGGCGCUCAGAAGAUGUUCGACAAGGACGACUCUCAACAAAAUAAGAAGCUCGAUGAUAUGGACCUAGAUGAUAUACUUAACCGCGCUGAGGACCAUGAGACGAUGGCUUCUGGAGGCGAUGGUGGCGCGUCGUUGGGAGGCGAAGGCUUCCUUGCGUCCUUCGCUGCCGUGAGCGAUGUUAAGAAUGACAUGAGUUGGGAGGAUAUCAUUCCUCUGGAAGAACGGAUUCGUUUCGAGAAGGAAGAUGAGGAUCGCCGGAUGGCAGAGCUUGCAGAGCAGUCGAGAGACCGGAAACGUGCCGUUGCUCCCGUUUCGUAUGAGGGUAUGGAUGUGGAUCAAGCACCUACUCCAUCGAAGAAGCCCAAGCAACCCGCACCUGUACGUAAGUCAGCUAGCCAGAAGGCGCUUGAGCUGAAGGAGAGAGACAUCCGUGUCCUUGUGAGGAGUCUUCAGCGCUGGGGCGAUAUCCGUCAACGCUACGACGUUAUCGUGACUGAGUCUAAACUGCAAGACAAGAAUAAGGCUAUGAUCUUGGAGACUGCUGAUGCAAUCAUAGACAUGUGCGAACAAGAAGUUGAGAGGAACAAUGCCGAAAAGCGUGCUCGUAUGGCGGCUGGUGAGACACUCACCAACGCACAAAAGAGCAAGGCCGUUCUUGUCACAUUCCGAGGAGUCGGGAAUAUCAAUGCGGAAACCGUGUUGUCACGCCAUCGGGACCUUCGGAUCCUCUACGACUAUCUUAGUGCACUGCCUGAUCCUUACACAUGGGAGUUGCCCAUCGAGAACAUUCGUCCAACCUUGAACUGGUCUGGUCGCUGGGGACCCAAGGAUGAUGCGAUGCUGUUGGUUGGCGCUUUCCUGUACGGUUUCGGUAAUUGGGAACAGAUUCAGAAAGAUCCCAAGCUUGGCCUAGAAGGCAAGUUCUUCCUCGACGAGGGCAAAAAGGGCGAAGAUUCAUCAACCAAGCCUAUCCCGAAUGCGAUCCAUCUUGUUCGCCGUGGCGAUUUCUUGCUUAAUCUGCUGCGCGAAUACAACGAGAAACUCGUCUCGUAUGAAACGUCGAUGCGUGCGAAGCCGCUGAAGUCUUCUGUGUCGAUGUCGCCACCACCUGUUCAUGCCUCGAAUGGGAUGAAACGCAGGGCAGAGAGUGAAGCUGUGUCUGCUGUAGAUGAAGGGGCUGCUAAGAGACGCAAGCGAAGACCGACGCCUACGUUCACGGACUCGGAGUCCUCGGAUGAAUGUCCUUCUAUGGAUGAGGCUGCGACCAAGGAAGAGCUAAGGCCCGUGAAGAAGCAACUGAAACAAUUGAAGCUAUCUGGAGGCGAUAUGCCUCGCGACAGCAAGGUUGCGAUUCUCAAGGAUUCAUUAGCCGCCAUUGGUCGUCGUAUUGAUCACGUCUUGGAAAUGAAAAAGAAUGCGGGUGAGGAUGUCGAUAGAUGGAGACGCCAUCUGUGGACCUUCGUUACCUUGUUCUGGCCGAAACAAGUGAAGGCGUCCAAGCUUGAGGAGAUUCAUGCCAAGAUGGUGAUGAAGGAAGGUGCACCACGACAGUCUUCUUCGGGUUCUGUCAAGCCGCCUCGUCCUACGACGAGCGUAAAAACCAACGGAGCCAUCCCAAGCGCGUCUUCCACACCUCCGUCUCAUCGUAUGAAUGGCAGCAAGCCUCACCGGUGA
Fomitiporia mediterranea MF3/22 is the source of this 4374-nucleotide messenger RNA. RefSeq names its product transcription regulator. The transcript is spliced from 15 exons. Lineage: Eukaryota; Fungi; Basidiomycota; Agaricomycetes; Hymenochaetales; Hymenochaetaceae. The record is from RefSeq and is a predicted model, not a curated record. Gene Ontology annotation, biological process: regulation of transcription by RNA polymerase II; nucleosome organization. Gene Ontology annotation, molecular function: ATP binding; ATP-dependent chromatin remodeler activity; histone binding. Bases 1 to 4374 code for a protein of 1457 amino acids. Gene Ontology annotation, cellular component: chromatin; nucleus.